Messenger RNA from Salvia hispanica, 785 nucleotides. RefSeq lists its product as uncharacterized. The record is from RefSeq and is a predicted model, not a curated record. NCBI's taxonomy places the organism in Eukaryota, Viridiplantae, Streptophyta, Magnoliopsida, Lamiales, Lamiaceae. Gene Ontology annotation, biological process: cytokinin biosynthetic process.
UCUAGGAUUUGAGUCUCAUUUAUUUGGUCUCCCUCUCCCUUUCCAAUUCCAUUAUAUAUACACACAAAUUACAAACAAUAGUCAAAUUAACAACUCUUAUACUUAUAGUAAUAGUGUUACUUGUCUCUCUGCAGCGAUGAACGCAUCAACCUCCAAUUACUCCAGCGGCUGCGAAUCCGGCUGGACUACGUAUUUGGAUCAAAACUCCUACAAUUCCACAGAUUUCUACACCAGGUACCAUCACAAAGCCGCCUACGACGACGACGAGGAUCAGUCCAUGGUGUCCGACGCCUCGUCGGGGCCUCCGCCGCCGCACUACACCUACACCUACACCGCGGCGGAGGAUAAGAAGAAGAAGAAGAAGAAUAAGAGAGCAGACAAGCAGACGCCGUGCCUCGACGACACGGCCAGCUCUUCCAUCCACCAUUUCUCGCAGGGCAAUGCACCUCCCGAUGAUGAUUCCGCCGCGCAUUUUCAGGGCGAAUCGGUAACGAAGAAGCGUUUGGGUUUCUUCAAAUCGUCCACGAAAGGGAAAUCAGCAAGUGUGGCGGGGAGAAAGAGGCAGUGAGAAAUGGAUGAAAAUAUAUUUUUGUGGUGAAAAAAAGGGGGAUAACAUCUGAAUUUCCAAGAUUGUUGUCUGUGUAUCUAUCUUCAUUUUAAUCCAUUUUUUAAUCUUUUUCUACCUCUGCCUAUUUCUUCCUGUCCAUGCACUAGGGAACAACCCGUAGAUCAUAAAUGUAAAAAUCAUGUUUCAAAUAUUUUAUAAAAGAAAAACUUUAAAAAGA